This is a messenger RNA of Suillus subaureus, 738 nucleotides long. RefSeq lists its product as uncharacterized. The transcript has 7 exons. The record is from RefSeq and is a predicted model, not a curated record. The coding region runs from base 1 to 738 and encodes 245 amino acids. NCBI's taxonomy places the organism in Eukaryota, Fungi, Basidiomycota, Agaricomycetes, Boletales, Suillaceae.
AUGAAUGUAUUGAUUUCGAAUGUCCGCAUCUAUCGCAGCUCUUAUUUGUCUGUGACUGGUGUACUGACGUUGACGGCGCCCAGGCCGCUGGGCAUCCUCGGCGAGGGCUAUGGGGAUGAAGCCGGGUUGAACCAGCUGUUACAAAGUUUGCCACGAGAAGACAACAUUAUCGAAAAUCUUGGAGGAACGAUCAUCAUUCGCGCUAAGGCCAAGUUUCAGAAGCCAGUGGCAUUAUUGUCGUUGGCGCCUGCCUUUUCUAGGGAGACUCCUGUUACUGCUGAGUUCAUCGGUGAAGAUAAUCGGGGCCCAUUCUGUGAUUGGUGGGAAGAAGGCUGCCUGAGAUUCGGAGGCGUGAUUUUGAAUUUUUACCCGAGUAACAUUGCGACAAUCUUGGGAAACUUCCUACCUCGUCUUAUCCCACGUUUAUGCAGGAUUGCGGAACUUAAGGCGGACCUCGUUGACCCACGGGGUGACUAUACGGUCCUUCUGCGAGCGGCCUCAAUCUCUAACUUGGCGAGCGUGUUGGCUGACCCACAAUGUGACUAUUUCCUCGACAUCCUCGAACUGGACACAGUAAGGAUCACGGUUUGGGUCUGUGCUCGGCUAGGGAGUUUUAGAGACUGGAAUUACAGUGAAUUGGCUGGAAAAAAUACACAGCCCAGAACCCUUAAAACCAUUUGGUGGCAUAUUCAUGUGAGUGGCAAGGAGGUACCGGUAGAAUGGCAUUGGAACAUGUAA